UGUUAAUAGUAUUUUUGUUGUUAAAAUUUUUAUAAAUAAUUGUAUAUCGUAAUUUUGUAUAUAAAUAAUCGCUAUGGCGGUAAAUAAAUAUUUCGUAUAAAUAAUAAUAGAAUUUAGUGUAAAUAAUAGUAUUUUUCAUUAUAUUUUAAACCAAUUGUUAUCAAUUUACAAAAAAAAUUUAUUUAAACACUACGUGGAUAUUAAAAACAAAAAAAAAAAAUUAUAUAAUUUAUUAGAAAAAAGUGAGGUUAGAAUUUUAGUUUCACGAUGACAUGGCGUCAAAAGAGAAAUUAUCUUUUAUCCACUCAAAGACCGAGCAGUGCUUCUCCUCUUAUUUCUGCGACAGAUGACGCAGAUUUGGAUUUUUCAGUUCAAAAAUUAAUCUACAUUGAAGAUAUUGUGAGAAAAAUGAUUAAAGAGAUGAAAAAUUAUUUAUCAGCAAUUGAAAAUCUCGACAAUGCCGAUCGUCAUUUAACAACAAAUUUAAGUAGUUACGAUCUUGUUCACGUAAGCGACGAUUUUCGAAAAAUAGUCCAAGAUUAUCAUUCCGUCACUACUGAUAUUGGCAAAAGUGUACAAAAAAUGAUACCACUCUGCAAGGAAACAUUUAUUGAACCUUUGAAAAAAUUACGCGAAGAAUUUUCAAUAAUUGCCGGUGAAUUAGCAAAACGUGAGGAAUUAGUGACAAAUUGGAAGGCAUGUUAUUUACGUUUAAAAAAAACCCAAGAGAAAAAAGAUAAAACAGCAAGUUAUAUUGCCCGUUUAGAGAAGGAUAAAGAUUUAGUUGAAUUUGCAGGAAAAAAAUUAAAAUCAUUUCACAAUGAAUUACAAAUGGAAUUGAAAUCAUUUUUAAAUAAACGUCUCAAUUAUAUUCGUCCAUCAAUUCAUGCAUUAAUAAUGAUACAACUUGAUCAUUAUGGUAGUAUGACAAAUGCAUUUAAACAACCAAAUUCUAUUUUAACAAUGACAGAGACAAAAAUUUCCAAUGAUGAUGAAUUUCAACAAUUAAUAACAAUGCAAGUUAAUCGAAUAAAAGCAUUGACUAUCGUUAAAGAUCAUUAAUUCUAAGAAAAAUUUUUUUAAAUGAAAUUUAAAUUUAAAAUUUAUAUUUUAAAUUGAAUUUUUAAUUUAUUUAUUGAAAUAAAUAAAUUAGUUUAAAAAAUUUUUUUUUUUUUUUUUAUUACAUUAGAAAAAAAAAUUCUCUAUUUGUACAAAAAAAAAAUUAAUUUUUAUAUUUGGAUUUUCAACUGAAAUUACUAGAUUUCUAGAAAAAAAAAUUUUUGUGCUAAUUGUAUACUGUUCGUGUUUGUUUGUUUGUUUGUUUUUUUUUUUUUUCUUUUUUUUUUCUUACGAGGGAAUCAUUCCCUGUCUUCGUUUCCAUUGUGAACCAACUCGACGAUUAUGAUUUGCUCGU
Messenger RNA from Leptopilina boulardi, 1414 nucleotides. RefSeq lists its product as uncharacterized. Gene Ontology annotation, molecular function: lipid binding; protein binding. Gene Ontology annotation, biological process: endocytosis; actin cortical patch localization; plasma membrane tubulation. Lineage: Eukaryota; Metazoa; Arthropoda; Insecta; Hymenoptera; Figitidae. Bases 268 to 1062 code for a protein of 264 amino acids. The transcript has 4 exons. Gene Ontology annotation, cellular component: actin cortical patch; cytoplasm. The record is from RefSeq and is a predicted model, not a curated record.